CAAGAGUCCAUCUCCAUUACCUUUUUAAUUAUUACAACUAAUUGUCAUCCAAAUUCCUUUGAUAAAAUCAAAUGGAAUUUUGGCUAAUUCUUGUCUUGAUCCCAUGUUUCACAUUAGUAUCAUUAAUCCACCAAAUUGCAUGCUCUCUCAACCUUUUGCUACUCUCCUCCUACCUCUUUCUCUCCCUCUUCCUAAACCUAUGCUUAAUACCAGGUGGUUUUGCAUGGAAGAACUCUCACCAAAACCCUAGAAACCCCUUGAAAGGCCCUAGAUUUUCUUGGCCUUUUCUAGGGUUUUUACCCCAAAUGGGGCCUCUUGCUCAUAGAAAACUAGCAUCCAUGGCUUCUUCAUUGCGGGCUACGCGCCUCAUGGCCGUUAGCCUUGGCUCUACUCGCGUGGUCAUCAGUAGCCACCCUGAGACUGCCAAAGAAAUUCUCUGCGGAACUGCAUUUUCUAAUCGCCCCAUAAGAGAAUCGACACGUUUACUCAUGUUUGAUUGCGCCAUUGGAUUUGCCCCGUCUGGGAAUUACUGGCGCCACCUCCGUAGAAUAGCUUCAACUCACAUGUUUUCGCCUAAGCGUGUAUCUGGGCUCGAGGGUUUCAGGCAAUCCGUGGCGAAUAGCAUGAUAGAGGAAGUGCGUAGGGCGAUGGUGGAGAGAGGGGUUGUGGAGUUGAGAGGGAUUUUGCAAAAGGGUUCUUUGGAUAAUGUGUUGGAGAGUGUGUUUGGGGGUAGUGAUUUAGGUUUUGGGGGCGAGUUAGGUUUGAUGGUGAAAGAAGGGUAUGAGUUGAUCGGAGAGUUCAACUGGGGUGAUUACUUUCCAUUAGGGUUUUUGGACUUUAGUGGGGUGAAGAGAAAGUGUCAUAAGUUAGGAGCUAGGGUUAAGGAUCUUGUGAAUAAGAUUAUACAAGAAAGAAGAAAGAUGGGGGAUUUUAAGGUUAGGAAUGAUUUCCUUAGUGUUUUGUUGUCCUUGCCUGAAGAAGAGCAACUUAGUGAUGCAGACAUGGUGGCUGUCCUAUGGGAGAUGGUAUUUAGAGGAGUUGAUAAUGUUGUAGUUCUUCUUGAAUGGAUUAUGGCUCGAAUGGUCCUACAUCAAGAUGUUCAAGCAAAGGUGCAACGUGAAAUUGACACGAAUAUUGGUGAUCAAGAUAAGUACAUUCAAGAUUCAGAUAUAGUAAAUCUGCCCUACCUUCAAUCCGUCGUAAAAGAGGCAUUAAGACUACAUCCUCCGGGCCCACUGCUCUCAUGGGCUCGUCUGGCAAUCCACGAUGUCCACUUAGACAAAUGUUUUAUCCCAGCUGGCACGACAGCUAUGGUAAAUAUGUGGGCCAUAGCUCAUGAUCCAUCAAUAUGGGCCGAUCCAUGGGCUUUUAGGCCCGAACGGUUCAUGGAACAAGACUUUUCUAUUAUGGGCUCGGAUAUGAGGCUUGCUCCUUUUGGGUCGGGCCGUCGGGCCUGUCCUGGGAAGGCCCUCGGACUCGCCACGGUUCACCUAUGGCUUGCUAGAGUUCUCCAAGAGUUCAAAUGGCUUCCAUCCCAACCGGUUGAUCUUGGAGAAAAUUUAAAGCUUUCUCUUGAAAUGAAGAAACCAUUAUUAUGUUAUGCAGUUGCUAGAUAGACAAUUUAAAUAUUGAUAGUAUGAAGUUUGGUAAUAAUUUGCAUUUGAAUUUGUACAAGCUUAAAAUUGUAUAAUUAAGUGUGAUCUCAAGUUUGUACAACCUAAUUAAGUUAGCUUGUAUGGAUUAA
Sesamum indicum (sesame) is the source of this 1744-nucleotide messenger RNA. RefSeq names its product cytochrome P450 78A5. Lineage: Eukaryota; Viridiplantae; Streptophyta; Magnoliopsida; Lamiales; Pedaliaceae. Gene Ontology annotation, molecular function: oxidoreductase activity, acting on paired donors, with incorporation or reduction of molecular oxygen; monooxygenase activity; iron ion binding. The record is from RefSeq and is a predicted model, not a curated record.